Entrophospora candida is the source of this 471-nucleotide messenger RNA. NCBI's taxonomy places the organism in Eukaryota, Fungi, Glomeromycota, Glomeromycetes, Entrophosporales, Entrophosporaceae. The record is from the annotation of a GenBank genome assembly.
AUGUAUCAUUUAUCAGGUCCAAUUCCAAAACUAGAUGGUGGAGGUUAUAGAACAUUUGAAGAACUAUAUGACGCUGAAACUGCUGAAGAAUUUCGUCCAUCAAAAGAAUCUCAAGAAAUGGGUAUGAUCGAGUUACAAACAAUUCCACUAGGUUCAUCUCGCUCAUACAAAAGUUCGAAAGUUCCAGGAGAGAGUAUCUAUGAUGCAGAGAUGUACCGGAUCUUGGUAAUAGUAAAUCAGCUCAGAAAGAUUCACGGGCUUGAAAUCACCGGACAGAUGCAUCCCGAAAAAGUUUGUAAAGACACGCCCCAUCGAAAUUAUAUAACAACUUUGCCCUUUGGAGUUUGGAUUAUGCAUUUUUCUCGUGAGGACGAUAUUCAUCUAAAAACCCCUAAAGGCAUGGAUCCUGAUUUGGAAAGCGAAGACAAAUCGGAUGAUUAUUUUGCAGAAAUGAUAAAAUCAAAAAAUUAA